AUGGCACGCUCCAGAUGCAAUGGAAAGAUCCUAUGUCUGUGUCUCUUGCCUUGUGUGAUGGUAAGUCACCUGUUGGUGUACAUCAUGGUGUCCAUAUUUGUAGCCGUCUCCUACUCCCCUCCACUACCGCAGCUGCCCCUCCAUUUCAUUGCCACCGGAGCCUCCACAAACUCAGGAGCUCUUGCAUCCCAUCCAGUUCGGCCAUUCUGGAAUCUCAGACUAGAGGACGGGGCACUGUGGAACCGCCUCCAGCACAUUUGGGAUAGAGAGCACAACCCCAUAUUGAGAGUUAACGGAACAAGGUCCAAGGUCCAAGGUCCAAGCCUUGAUGCAAUACAUCUGCAAGAGAUGGAAAAAACUGGUGCCUGUGAACAAGACGCGGCUUGGGCGUCCCACCUGCCUGACUUUAACACCCUUCCUGAUCAAAUGAAAGAUUUUGUCCUGUCCAUGCACUGCAGGCAUUACACUGUCCUCGUGGACCAACCCAAUCUGUGUGCCGUGCAGGACUCUAAGACACCGUUCCUUCUCAUGGCAAUCAAAUCGCAAGUCGGGAACUUUGAGAACAGGCAGGCCAUCCGAGAGACAUGGGGAAGGAGCGGUUGGAUCCAAGGGGACAGUGGAGGAAGAAGUUGGUUACUACGCACUGUCUUCUUGCUUGCGAGGCAGGACACAGAAACAGGGCCUCAUCCAGAUCUGAGCGCCCUAUUGAAGUUGGAGAGCAGCACCCAUGAGGACAUCCUCCUGUGGGACUUCAAAGACACUUUCUUCAACCUCACCCUGAAGGAUGUACUUUUCUGGGACUGGCUUUCAAAGCGCUGUUCUCAUGUCCACUUCAUUUUCAAGGGAGAUGAUGAUGUGUUUGUUAGGACUAAGGCUCUGCUGGACUACAUAAACCAUGUUGGCGUACAAAAGACGCAUGGAAAUAAGACAAAAGAGCGGGAUGAUUUUGUUGUGGGGGAUGUUAUUGCCAAUGCCUGGCCCAAUCGGCAACCUGGUACUAAAUAUUACAUACCCGAAAGCUUCUAUAAAGGAACGUAUCCAGCCUACGCAGGAGGCGGAGGGGUGGUUUACACUGGUGCUUUGGCUUUACGUCUACAGGAGGUCUCUCGAUGGGUCAGCUUGUUUCCUAUUGACGAUGUUUACUUAGGAAUGUGCCUUCACAGGCUCGGGGUGUCCCCCACUCAUCAUUCAGGUUUUCUUACCUUUGAUCUUCCAGAAGACCUGCGGGAGAAGCCAUGUGCGUAUCACAACGUUCUCCUAGUCCAUAAACGCACCCCGAAAGACAUGUUAACCCUAUGGAAGGAGCUACAGGUUCCUCCUCAGGAGUGCUAAUGUGCACUUGUUCAUGAAUUCAAAUGAAGGUAAAUGAUGCCGCGGGGACCUGGACUUCAAAGUUAUUUUAAUUUUUACCACAAGGUAUUUUCAAGCCAGUUGGGCAUGUUAAUUUGCAUAAAAGGCCUUCUGUGAUGUUGGGCUGUGCUCAGGGCUGUGUGUGCAGUGGUUAUUAUAAGGAGGUCAAAUUGGAAUGGCAAGACAGCAGACAAGCUAAAAAUAGCAUACAGCAUGGUUGACUUCUUAA
This is a messenger RNA of Onychostoma macrolepis, 1579 nucleotides long. Its product is annotated as N-acetyllactosaminide beta-1,3-N-acetylglucosaminyltransferase 2. The record is from RefSeq and is a predicted model, not a curated record. The transcript has a single exon. Gene Ontology annotation, cellular component: membrane. Lineage: Eukaryota; Metazoa; Chordata; Actinopteri; Cypriniformes; Cyprinidae. The coding region runs from base 1 to 1332 and encodes 443 amino acids. Gene Ontology annotation, molecular function: hexosyltransferase activity.